CGAUUCUUGAGCGAGAUUUUUCCCGAGGAUCACACCGAUCUUUUAUGGGUUCCCGAUGGGUAAGAUUUCUGCCAUUUUCCCUAGGGUUAGAGCUAACUGUAGGCUUGAUUCUACUUCUAUUUGUAGAUUGAUAUCCUUUUUUUCAUUGGCAAAAUUGGUUGCUAUGUGUGUAGGAUGGAUCCCAAUUCAUCCUACAGGCUGGCUGCCCGAGUAGGUGCUUAUGUGAAAUUUAAUGAUGAUGAUGGUCGUGAAUAUUGUGAAGCAUGUAACAUUCCUAAGGUUUUAGACAGGGAUAGUACAAAUUGGAAUGAUUUGCUGCUUGACAUUAGUGCAGAAAUUAAACUUGGCUCUAAACAUAAAUUACGUGUCACAUUUUGGGAUAAAAUGAGUUGUACUUAUGAAGAGAUCACUUCUGAUCAGAAAUUGCUUCAUGCAAUUGACAUGUAUUGGGAGUCAAGGAGGCUAUCUGUACAAGUCCGUGUUCUGAGAAAGGAUGAUUUAGAAGUCAUGCAUGAUGUUGGAUGGUUGGAGAGCAUGCCUUGUGUGUUGCAAGGAAGCACUGAUAUCCCAGCUAACCAAAUUAUUGCACAACCCCCACUUGAAAUAGCCUCAUCCCUUGUAGAGCCUUCUAUCCAUAACAACAAUGAAGUGCCAUGGGUGGAUGAUGAGGUAGAGUAUGUUGGUCUGGAUGAUGAGGACCCAGUUUCUGAUUCAUCCGACUCUGAACUAGAUGAUGAUGGUCUAAAUAGGGAGUAUGUUGGCUUGGAGGAUGAAUUAGUUGUGGAUGAUGCAUGGGGCUGUGAGAAUAUUGUCCAUGCAACUGACUUAGAGAAUCCAAGAAUAGAAGUUGGUAUAACUUUUGGGGAUGGCGAUACUUUUAAGAAAGCUAUAAGACAAUAUGCAAUAAAAGGUGAAUAUGAAAUUGCAGCUCCCUAUUCUGAGGCAACACGGUAUAGAGCCUAUUGCAAGGCUAAAGGGUGCAAGUGGCGGAUACAUGCGUCACGAUUGCAGGACGAGAGGACUUGGAAGAUAAAGAAGAUGCCUCAUGCUCACACUUGUCAAAGUACAGGAAAAGUUGAGAAGAACUGCAUGGCAACAAACCAUUGGGUCAAGGAUAGAGUUCGUGAUUGGCUUGCCAAAGAUGCUAUAAUUGGGGCAAAAGCAUUGCAAAAAAGGCUAGAGGAGCAAUAUCACCUGCAGUUGUCAUAUUGGGUAGUGUGGGAUGGAAGAAAAAUGGCUUUGGAACAGCUGAAAGGGAAGUGGGAUGAUAGUUUUGAACAUGUUUGGAGUUUCAAGGCUGAGGUGGAGAAGACCAAUCCCGGCAGUUUGGUGGACAUUGAACCUUUUCUUGGUGUGGACUCCACCCAUUUGACUGGAAAAUGGAAGGGUCAACUUGCAUCUGCGACUGCUAUUGAUGGGAAUAAUUGGAUGUUCCCUGUCUGUUACAGCGUGUUUGGGUCAGAGACAACUGAAAAUUGGUCUUGGUUUUUCAGCAGACUUCAUCAAGCAAUUGGGUCACCUCCGGGAUUAGUGAUUUCAACAGAUGCUGGCAAAGGAAUUGAUUCUGCUGUUACUCAAGUGUUCAACAAUGGGGUUGAGCAUAGGGAGUGCAUGAGGCAUUUAGUUGCAAAUUUUCAGAAAAGAUUUCAAGGUGAGCAUGUCAAGGAGAUUGAUGGAAUUAGAACCAUCUACACCAACAAGGGCCAUCACUCCUGUUUCUUCUCCAAGUCCUAUGACAAGGGGCCGCAAGAGGAUGCUAUUUGA
Molecule: messenger RNA, 1764 nt
Organism: Panicum virgatum (switchgrass)
Lineage: Eukaryota; Viridiplantae; Streptophyta; Magnoliopsida; Poales; Poaceae
Exons: 5
Coding region: 175-1764 (529 amino acids)
Source: RefSeq, a predicted model, not a curated record